AUGCCAGUGCUUGAAAAGGUGGCAGACAUGGUCGCAGGCCUCAAGGCAAACAAGAUCCACUCCUUGAGCGAUGAAGAUUUGUACUACGAGCUGGCUUAUCGAAAAGUGGAUUACAGCGAAAACCGACAAGAAAAUGAAUCCAAGCUUCUUGAUGCCUUGAGUGGCCGUAUAAACUGGCGAUCCUGA
Durusdinium trenchii is the source of this 186-nucleotide messenger RNA. The record is from the annotation of a GenBank genome assembly. NCBI's taxonomy places the organism in Eukaryota, Dinophyceae, Suessiales, Symbiodiniaceae.